CUUCUAUAAAGUACUUUUCUUUACAAAGAUUAUGUUCGUGGUUAAAAGAGACGGAAGCAAAGAACGAGUCUUAUUUGACAAGAUUACUUCACGUAUCGCCAAGUUAUGUUAUGGAUUAAAUGAAGAAUUUGUUAGUGCCGCAGAGAUUUCUCAAAAAGUAGUGUCUGGCGUGUAUCAAGGCAUCACUACCGUGGAAUUGGAUAAUCUUGCUGCAGAAACAGCAGCUUAUAUGACCACCGGUCAUCCUGAUUUUGCUGUCCUCGCUGCUCGUAUUGUUAUUUCCAACCUCCAGAAAGAAACAGACCCCAAGUUCAGCACGGUCAUCCACAAGCUCUAUCACCACGAACAUCCUAUCUUGAAGCAACCCAAUCCUCUCAUCUCCAAAGCCCUCUAUGACACUGUCAUGGCCAACGCUGAUAAAAUCGAUUCGGUCAUUGUCAGUGACAGAGAUUAUGAUUUCAAUUUCUUUGGUUUCAAAACUUUGGAACGUAGUUACCUUUUCAAGAUCAACGGCAAGAUCGUCGAACGUCCUCAAUAUAUGAUUAUGCGUGUUGCUAUUGGUAUCCAUGGUAACGAUCUCGUCAGCGCUUUCAAGACCUAUGAGCUCAUGUCUUCCAAGUACUUCACACAUGCCACACCUACCUUAUUCAAUGCAGGUACACCCAAGCCCCAAUUAUCCAGUUGUUUCCUGGUGCAAAUGCGUGAAGAUAGUAUUGAAGGUAUUUAUGAUACUUUGAGUACAUGUGCUCGUAUCUCCAAAGCCGCAGGCGGUGUAGGUGUUUCCUUCCAAAAGGUACGUGCCUCAGGCUCAUAUAUUGCGGGCACCAAUGGUACUUCCAACGGUAUCGUUCCCAUGUUGCGUGUCUUUAACGACACUGCUCGUUUUGUGACACAAGGUGGAGGUAAACGUAACGGUAACUUCGCCAUGUACCUGGAACCUUGGCACGUUGAUGUCUUUGAUUUCUUAGAGUUAAGAAAGAAUAGUGGUGCCGAGGAGAUGCGUGCACGUGAUUUGUUCUUAGGCCUCUGGGUGCCUGAUUUGUUCAUGCAACGGGUGGAAGAAAAUGGAUCUUGGUCCUUAUUCUGUCCUAAUGAAGCCCCUGGUUUGUGUGAUACUUAUGGCGAAAAAUUCAAUGCCCUCUAUACGCGUUAUGAGCAAGAAGGAAAAGCCAGAAAGACUAUUGAUGCUCAAAAGCUUUGGUUUGCUAUCAUGGAAGCUCAAAUCGAAACUGGUAUGCCUUACAUGUGUUAUAAAGAUGCUUGUAAUGAAAAGUCCAAUCAAAAGAACUUGGGAACCAUCACUUCAUCCAACUUAUGUACAGAAAUUAUGGAGUUCACUUCUCCUGAUGAAGUUGCAGUAUGUAAUUUAGCCUCACUUGCGUUACCAAAGUUUGUCAAUGUGGAAACACAGACAUUUGAUUUCGAAAAGCUUCAUGAGGUUGCAAAGGUUGUGACACGUAACUUAAAUAAGGUCAUUGAUGUUAAUUAUUACCCUGUGGAGGAAGCACGUAACAGUAAUAUGCGUCACCGUCCCAUUGGUCUCGGUGUCCAAGGUCUUGCAGACGCUUUCAUCUUGAUGGGAUAUCCCUUUGAUUCUGCCGAAGCUGCUCAAUUAAACAAGGAUAUCUUCGAAGCAAUCUAUUUUGCUUCCUUAACGGCCUCUUGUGAAAUGGCCAGAGAAAAUGGUCCCUAUGAGACCUACCCUGGCUCUCCCAUCAGCCAAGGUAUCCUUCAACACGACAUGUGGAAAGUAGAGGGCUCAGAUCGUUUCGACUGGACCACCUUAAGAGCGAAUAUCAAAAAAUAUGGUGUGCGUAACUCACUUUUGUUGGCUCCUAUGCCUACUGCCAGUACCAGUCAAAUCUUGGGCAACAAUGAAUGUUUCGAGCCCUACACCAGUAAUAUCUAUACCCGUCGUGUCCAAAGUGGUGAAUUCCAAGUGGUAAACCAACAUUUAUUAACAGAUCUUGUUAAGCUUGGUUUGUGGAACGAGAAUGUGAAAAACAUGAUGAUUGCCCAUGGUGGUAGUAUCCAAGAAAUCCCCAAUAUUCCUGAUGAUUUAAAGAAGCUUUACAAGACUGUCUGGGAAAUCUCACAAAGAACCAUUAUUGAUAUGGCUGCAGAUAGAGCAGCUUUCAUUGAUCAAUCGCAAUCCAUGAACUUGUUCUCAGCUGAACCCAAUUAUGGUAAAUUGACCUCAAUGCAUUUCUAUGCUUGGAAGAAGGGACUGAAGACAGGCAUGUACUAUUUACGAUCAAGACCUGCUGUUGAUGCUAUCAAGUUUACGGUUGAUCAAUUGGCUCUUAAAACCAUGUCAUUGGAAGAGAACGAAAUCACUGUGGAUGCAGCAGAACAAAAGAGAUUGGCACAAUUACAAUGUUCUAUAGAUAAUGAAGAUGCUUGUCUCAUGUGCAGUGGAUAAUUUUUUUUUCACUAAAUACUCACACUUUUACACACACUUGCACACAUCCCCUUUACAUUUAUUUAUAAUACUCACCAAGUUUCAUUAUUCACAUUCCCCACCCGAGAAACUGAAGUUUUUUUUAUCAGCAAAAAAUCAUGCAAAAAAAUAAAAUAAAAAAGCAUUUAUAUUUUUUUUAAAAUUC
Messenger RNA from Mucor mucedo, 2606 nucleotides. RefSeq names its product ribonucleotide reductase. Gene Ontology annotation, cellular component: ribonucleoside-diphosphate reductase complex. The coding region runs from base 32 to 2422 and encodes 796 amino acids. The record is from RefSeq and is a predicted model, not a curated record. The transcript is spliced from 5 exons. Gene Ontology annotation, molecular function: ribonucleoside-diphosphate reductase activity, thioredoxin disulfide as acceptor; ATP binding. NCBI's taxonomy places the organism in Eukaryota, Fungi, Mucoromycota, Mucoromycetes, Mucorales, Mucoraceae. Gene Ontology annotation, biological process: deoxyribonucleotide biosynthetic process; DNA replication.